Symsagittifera roscoffensis is the source of this 467-nucleotide messenger RNA. RefSeq lists its product as uncharacterized. NCBI's taxonomy places the organism in Eukaryota, Metazoa, Xenacoelomorpha, Acoela, Convolutidae. The record is from RefSeq and is a predicted model, not a curated record.
CAAAAUUGAAAUUAGAGAACCCAUUGUUGGAACCGAAGCGAAAACAAUGGUGUUUGACAUUGUGUUUUAUAUAGACAAAAAUGUUCUCAAUGCAACUUAACUUUACGAUCUAUGGACCAUUUAUGGUGGUUAUUAGAUUUUGCCGUUCUUAGAUGAUUCAUCUUCAUGAAACCAAUUUUAUAAGUUUCAAUUUUUGAAAAGUUUUGGUUUUGGAGUCGCUUUUUGUUUGGAGUUUUUUUGGGGCUAAUUUUUCAUCAUGUACAACGACGUGAUCUCGUUUGGGUUCAGCGACACUAGCUGGAGUUUCUGCGAAAUAGUCCUCGUCAUCUUCACCAGUAUUUCCUUCCUCCCAUUUCUACUGCUGGCUUUAUACAUGUUCCUACUAGUAGCCGCUAAUGAGAGUAACUCCCUCGGGCUACAUGGGGGAGUGCAGGGCAUAUUCUGCUUCUACUACCUUCGAAUCAGAG